Messenger RNA from Olea europaea var. sylvestris, 2416 nucleotides. RefSeq names its product putative leucine-rich repeat-containing protein DDB_G0290503. The record is from RefSeq and is a predicted model, not a curated record. Lineage: Eukaryota; Viridiplantae; Streptophyta; Magnoliopsida; Lamiales; Oleaceae. The transcript is spliced from 18 exons. The coding region runs from base 185 to 2161 and encodes 658 amino acids.
UCCGUAAAAUUGAUAAUUAUAUUCAUCUAUUAUUUUGUUUGUCUAAAAUUUGUAUGUAAUCGAACUGUCUGGAAGAUAAACGCGUUUUCAUUUUUCAGAGGAAUUCAUUUUCGUGUAGUAAAUAAUCCAAAGAUCCGAUAAAAUUAUUACUUUUUUUUAUUGGGUGAAAUUUGUAUCUGAAGCCAUGGAUCAUAACUUGGUGGACAAUGAGUCGUUGAUUGCGCGCAUCAAACAAUUGGAGCACGAACGUGAUCAGUUGCAUAAAGAUAUUGAACAAUUGUGCAUGCAGCAAGCUGGACCUGCCUAUCUUGGAGUGGCUACUAGAAUGCAUUUCCAGAGGACAGCUGGGUUGGAGCAAGAGAUUGAAAACUUGAAAAAGAAGUUGGCUACUUGCACAAGAGAAAAUCAAAAUCUUCAAGAAGAGUUGUCAGAGGCUUAUAAUAUUAAAAGCCAACUGGCAGAUCUACAUAGUACAGAAGUCUCAAAGAACAUUGAAGCAGAGAAACAGUUAAAAUUUUUUCAAGGUUGUGUUGCUGCUGCUUUUGCUGAGCGAGAUAAUGCAAUAAUGGAGGCUGAAAAGUCUAGGGAGAAAGAGGAACUCAUCUCACAGGAGCUGAAUAAAUUAGAUAGAAGGAUUCAAGAGCUGACUUCUGAACUUUCUGAAGAAAAAAGCCUAACUACCACUCUUCGAAUUGAUCUAGGAAACCAGGAAAGACGGAAUGAGACUUUCAAAGAGGUUAUCAAUAAAUUUUAUGACAUCAGGCAACGUUGCAUCAAGAAUUUCGCAGAUACAAGCUGGGAAGAUAAAUGUGAGAGUCUCUUGCAUGAUUCACCUGAAAUGUGGAGUUUCCAAAGUGACAACGAACCUUCCACGUCUAACUACAUUAGUGAUUUGGAAGCAGAAGUCAAGACUCUGAGUAACUGUAUGGAUAAUCUCCAAAACAAGCUACAGCUGGGACUGGAAAUUGAAACUCAUUUAAAGAAGAAAGUUUCCGAGUUGGAGAAAAAGAAAAUUCUUUCAGAAAAGAAGAUCAAGAAGGAGAUAUCGGCAUUACACUAUUAUCAUUCUCAGUGCAGAAAUAAUAUUACAAACUUACUUGAUGAAGGGUAUUCAGAGAUCAAAUCAAUUAUAGAUGUGGUAGAAGAGAAAACCAGGCAGCGUGAAAUGAGUGAAGAACAGAACUUAAAAUCUUCUCCGCUGGAAGAUGUAAAGUUACAAGAAAAUGAAUUAAGAGAUGAUACCAUUACUGGUUCUGGUCAAGAUUCAAUCACGAAGAGAAGUGAUCCUGGCUUUUCACCCACAAUUACAAUGGGAACUGGUGAUACAUCUGAAGCGCUUUCUCAGGCAUUGCAAGAGAAGGUUGCUGCUUUACUACUAAUGUCACAACAGGAAGAAAGACAUCUGCUAGAGAGCAAUGUAAAUGCAUCUCUACAGAAGAAAGUUGAGGAACUUCAGAGAAAUUUACUGCAAGUUACGAAUGAAAAGGUAAAAGCUCUUCUGGAGUUGGCUGAGUUGAAGCAGGAACAUCAUAUGCUGCAAGAGAGGAUCAGUCAGGAUAUGAAAAAAGGAAAACAUUUGGUUGAAACUGAAGAAGGUCGAACUAUUCAGGAAAAAGAUGGAAGAAUAAAAAAUUUGCUGAAGAGAACUUAUUUAAGGAACUGGGUAGUCGGUUAUGAUGGGAAUCAUGCUGAAGCGCACGUGAAUCACGAAGGAAACUUCACUGAUAGAAAGUCCAAUUACAAUAUGGAUUUUGCGAGGAUGAAGAUUGAAAAUGCAACUCUUAGAGAGAGCUUGGAUAGUAUGGAGCAUCUUACAACUUCCGUUCACAGGCUUCGUAUUUCACUUUUGAAGGUUAAAGAGUCGGCUUCUGCAGAUGGUACAAAUAUUAGCUUGUUAGAAGCUCUUGACCAAAUUGUUUCCGAAGCAAAAUUAAUUAAGACUGCCCUCGGCAGCUCUCUUCCGAUCAGUUGGUCGGGCGAGACUGAUAAAUCUUAUGGUGAUAGUCCGGAAGAAGACGUAGACAAUGCUGUGACAAAACCCAGUUCUCAGAAGGUAGAUUUUGUUUCUGCUGCCGGAUUUGAGAUGGUGGAGCUCUUAAUAUUUGCUGCUCAGGAGCUGAAGGACGUAAUAUCUAAUAAAGAUCAAAGAAAUGGUGAUUGAAAGGUUUCUGCUUGGAUAAUGCUUGAGGCAUGUUCAUACGGUUUUGUUUCUGUGUCUUACAGCCAAUCAACCUUAACAAUGUAAAGGUAAAAGAAAUGAAGUAGCUAGAAAUGUAUACAUGUUCCAUUUUCUUCAUUUGUUACUCUAGAAUACAGAAUACAGCAUUGGGACUUUUGGAGAUAGAACAACCGGCGGUAUGUUUGUAAAUUGUACGGUUUUAUCACAGUUAUUUUAAAUAUGUUGAUUAAUAUGCUA